Messenger RNA from Paramuricea clavata, 862 nucleotides. The record is from the annotation of a GenBank genome assembly. Lineage: Eukaryota; Metazoa; Cnidaria; Anthozoa; Malacalcyonacea; Plexauridae.
AUGAAGCUUGCCAUCUUGGCCUUUGAGAAAAAAGAGCUGUCCAUAAGAAAAGCUGCUGUUGUCCUUGGAGUUCCAAAGGAUUCCCUAAAUCAUAGAGUCAAAGGUAAGUUGAAAAAUUUAUCUAUGGAUGAGAGACGCUUGGGGCGUUAUCAUGUUAUUCUUUCACAUGACCAAGAGAAUGAGCUUGAAGCGCACAUAAUGGAUCAAGCUUUUUAUGUUCUUUCCAUCAACGAUAUUAGGUCGACCUUUGUGUAUGAUUAUUGUCAAAUUUAGGAACGAUUUUAAGUCUGACGAUAAAUUGGCUGGUCGGGACUUUGUUGCUGGGUUUAUUAAGCGCCACCUUAAGUUGUCCCUUCGAAGACUGGAACACAGCAACACCGAGUGCAAGUCAUGACAAAUCAUUAUCCUUUAAAGCUCAAUCCAGAGAAUCAUCAUCUGUGAUUGAAGAAACAGCACCAAUACUACGUGUCUCCUUAGAGUUCAGAACUUCAUCACCUGCCCCAAAGAAUCACCUGUGGUAGACCACGGGGAACUAUCUUCACCGCAUGUCAGCUUCUCUAUGAUCAUGAAGUUACCUUCCCUCACUGUGAAUAAAAAAUCAAAGCGUUCAGAAGAGCCUGAGAUAAUUACCAGUUCAACAUACAAGCAGUCUCUUGUUGAAAACAUGAUCGAACAAAACAAGAAAACCAAGCAAAAACGUUUUGACACAGAAAAGAAGGCAAAGAAACUAAAGGUGCAACAACCAAAGGCCAAGGGAGCUAAGAUUGAUACCAGGAAGGCAAGGAAAACUAAGAAUUUUAGCACUGACACUGUGGAAGAUUCACAAUGUGUGAUGGAUUUUGGCCGAAUCAUCACUGGGUGA